CUAAUUACCAGACAUCAACAUGAAGUACUCCUGUGUUCUGCUCCUUUUGGCCACCGUCGCCUGUUUCCUGGUGAGCCUGUCCAGUGCCAGUACCACGACCACGACCACGACAGAUGCCACCACCACAACGACCACCGCCUCGUCCUCGGACACCACCACCACCACAGCCUCUUCCUCAGACAGCACAACCACCACCACGGAUGCCUCCUCCUCCAAGAAGAAGCACACGAUCCACUACAAGCGCAAGGUGCACCGCCCCAAGAAGGUCAAGACGAUCCACAGGAAGAAGAACCGCAGCGGUUAAGGAUCUUAGAUACCCACAGACCCGCUUCCAACUAACAUGAACUCCGACUUCCGAA
Molecule: messenger RNA, 359 nt
Organism: Drosophila mauritiana
Lineage: Eukaryota; Metazoa; Arthropoda; Insecta; Diptera; Drosophilidae
Product: protein new-glue 3-like
Exons: 1
Coding region: 20-304 (94 amino acids)
Source: RefSeq, a predicted model, not a curated record